Molecule: messenger RNA, 4105 nt
Organism: Dicentrarchus labrax (European seabass)
Lineage: Eukaryota; Metazoa; Chordata; Actinopteri; Moronidae
Gene: flt3
Product: fms related receptor tyrosine kinase 3
Exons: 24
Coding region: 87-3140 (1017 amino acids)
Biological process (GO): cytokine-mediated signaling pathway; multicellular organism development; positive regulation of kinase activity
Cellular component (GO): signaling receptor complex
Molecular function (GO): ATP binding; transmembrane receptor protein tyrosine kinase activity
Source: RefSeq, a predicted model, not a curated record
UUUAAAAGGUACCCGCAUCUCCUUCAGUAAACCUUCGCUGUCUGACCCGGUAAUGAGUAUGUGACACUGACAGAAACAAAGCAUCAAUGCAGAGGCACAGAAAUAUGAUUGCGGCGGUCCUUCUGCUGUGUGCUGUGGAGCUGCACUCCUUUGGUGUUGUGGCAGCGCAGAAUCAGACCUGCGCACCCAGUCAAGAGGAGGCAUGUUUUGUGCCAGCUGACUAUCUGAAUGCACUUGGUCCUGUCCACGUAGAGGUGUGUGCUGGUAAGAAACUCAACAUCCCUCUGGAGCACGUCCCUGCAUACAAAGCCUGUCAUUGGAUCAGAGGAGCAGAGCCAGUACUCACAGUAAACGGGAGUAGCUCCAUGGUCCUACCACCGCUCUCUGAGACAGAUUCAGGGGAGUACACACUGAGCUGUGAAACUAACAGUGAGACCAGGUCCUCGGUGAGUGUGUCUCUUCAUGUAGCAAUGGAACGUCCCACAAAACCAAAGCUGGCGCUGGAUCGUGUGAAGGAACAAAAAAAGUCUCCUUAUUUCACAUGCAUCUCUGAGGGCUGCCCAAAGCCCAAGCUUGAAUUGUCUGGAAACAAAAAAUGGACAAAUGUUGCUACAGACAGUGACAAGGUACAGAUUACAAUAUCCAGUGUUAAUUAUCAUAAUACUGGAAUGAUGUGCUGUGCUACAAAUGCUGAAGGACAAGAAUGCUCCCAACUGUAUGACUACGACCUAAAGACAGACUCACAUGAGUUUCCUAAUGUAACCGUGAGUCCUGGUGAGUCUUUACUGCUUCGCUGCCGCAUACAAGACUACUGGCGACCGUCACCUGUGUGGGAGAAGGGCAGCGAAAGAAUGGAUGCAGAAACAUUAGCAUGCCCCUCUAAAGUGAAGGAGGAGAUCUGCAUUAAAAAUGACUCGGAUUCUGGGACUAAGAUGGCCUAUCUGUUCAUCGAAUCAGUUAGUGUGGACCACAGUGGCACAUACACCUGCAGGUCUAAAGACUACACACCUGUCAAGUCUGUCUACAUUCACGUCCAAACUGAGGAUUUCAUCUCUGUCCAGCUGGAUGAGAGCAAGAUCAUACCAGCUCAGAAUGCAACGAUUUUGGAAGCCAGUGUUUCCUACCACCCGGUGCUCCAGCACUGCUCAUGGGAAUCUCCUAAUAAUAUAAAGACCAAAUGCAUCAGGGACGACUGGGUGACAAAACACAGGACUGUGAAACUACACGGUCCACUCAUAUCAGGAGAUUAUAAAUUACACUUGCAGGCUGGAGAACAAAACCUAACAAAGAUUAUAUCAGUGUGUACUGUGGACACACCAAAGUUCAGAUUCUGGUUUACGUAUGAUACCUUCACCUUUGAGACUGCAAGUCUUGUGCCAGCAAAUUAUACCUGGAAGUCUUGUUCUUCAAUCAAUGACAGCAGUUGUGACAGAGACUCCUCCUGGACAGAGAUCCCAGAUGCCUUUCAAACAGACUCUGAUGCCGUCUGUAAUAAGACAAUCAGGAGUUCUCUGAGGAGCGAGCUAGUGGAGGGAGACCAACUCAGAUUCUGCCUGACGAACUCAAUUGGCACCUGGUGCGAAACUAAACACGCAAUAACCCGGUUACCGUCACUCCUGGCUGUCAGCGGCAGUGAUCCAAAUAAUGAUGACAGCUUGAUGGUGUUGAAAGUAAGCAGUUUGCUUCUGCUUGUGGCUUUGGCAGUAGUCUGCGUGGUGCUCACGUACUUUGUCAGAAAGAAGAGACCCAAGUAUCAGCCCCAGCUUCAGAUGAUCCAGGUGGUUGGACCCAAUGACAACGAUUACAUCUACAUUAACUUCAAGGACUUUACGUACGACCCGAAAUUGGAGUUUCCCAGGGAGAACCUGGAACUGGGUGAUGAACUGGGCUCUGGGGCUUUUGGCAUGGUGGUCCAGGCUACAGCUUACGGCAUCAACAAGCCUGGAGUCUCACAGCAGGUGGCCGUCAAGAUGCUCAAAGAAAAACACCAGGACGUGGAGAAAGAGGCUCUGAUGUCAGAGCUCAAGAUGCUGACUCACAUUGGUCACCAUGCCAACAUUGUUAACCUGCUCGGAGCAUGCACUGAGACAGGACCCAUAUACCUGAUUUUCCAGUACUGCUGUUAUGGAGAUCUACUGAACUACCUGAAGAAAAACAGAGAGCGCUACCACAAGUCUGUGACUGAUGCUUUCAACAAGGACCGUUUCAGCAGCCUUUACCACAACCUGCAGCCCAGGAAAAGCCCUAGUGUGACUGACACAGCAAUGGACACCUAUGUGACCAUGCACAGCUCUACCACCAGAGGGCAGGAGGACAUCGCCCUCCUCACCCUCAACUCUGGAGGCAUGGACAGCUUUGAAGACUCAGAUAUCUUUGAAAACCAAGAUGAUCCGACAGAGGACCUGCAAACCCUGACUUUUGAUGAUCUGCUCAACUUUGCCUACCAAGUGGCCAAGGGCAUGGAGUUCCUCUCCUCCAAGAAUUGUAUCCAUCGAGACCUGGCAGCUCGAAACGUGUUAGUGACAAAAGGCAGACUGGUGAAAAUUGGUGACUUUGGACUGGCUCGGGACAUCGAAAAUGACUCCAACUAUGUUGUGAGAGGAAAUGUGCGUUUGCCGGUGAAGUGGAUGGCACCAGAGAGUACCUUUCAGGGGAUAUACACCAUGAAGAGUGACGUCUGGGCUUAUGGCAUUCUGCUCUGGGAGAUCUUUUCACUUGGUGUUACUCCGUACCCGGGGAUGAAGGUGGAUCACACGUUCUAUUCAAUGAUUGAGAGAGGAUUUAAGAUGGAGUGUCCAUACUACGCCAACGAGACUGUGUACGGGAUGAUGUGUAAAUGUUGGGCUCUGGAUCCCUGCAACCGGCCAUCUUUCUCCAAGCAGGUGUCCUUUAUGUAUGAUCAGCUGACAGACAGAGAGGAGAUGAUCUACCACAACAUGCUUAACCAGACACCCAGUGAAUACCAGAAUGCAUCGACCAUUUUGGACAUUUCCGCCCUGGCAAAGCAGAGUGAGAGCAAGACGCAGUCGGCCAACGACUACCGUCAAACCCAUGCGACUGAAGAAAGCAAAGAGGGAAUGUCCGACCUGGACGUUGUAGCAGCUGAGGACGAGCUUCUGAAGCCAUCGGAUGCAGAGUGAUCAUCAUCACUUACAUCCAUUUGGCUGGUGGACAAAAGUUUAGUUUGCACCUUGUUUUUUCCACAUUUUAUAACAAAGUUGUUCUCGUAAUAAUAAUAAUCUUCUGUUUUACAGUAGAAUGCUCUUGCUUUAUACUCAAUUGUAAAAUAUUGUAAGCAUUUUAGACUUAAUAAACAUAUGUAGCAUUUUUUUUAUUUCAUAUAUACAUAUUUUGGGGGGGCUUUUAUUGCCUUUAAUUGAUGGUUACAGCUGAAGAGUGACAGGAAACAGCAGAGAAAGAGAGAGAGAGUGGGGGGUGAUAAGCAGCAAAGGGCCACAGGUCAGAUUCAAACCCAUGGCCACAGUAGCAAGGACUCAGCCUUUAUUCAUAGGGCGACUCACAUAGCAUUCAUUUAGUAUUACGUUUCAUAAUCUGCAACCAAACAUACAAAGGUUUUAAUUAUGUAUAUGGGAUUUCAGUAAAUUAUAUUCUCACUAUGACAAUGUGGUAGGAAUGUAAAUACAGUAUUUCUGUUUUCCUAGAGUCAUAUGUAACAUACAUAUAUUGCCAUGUAAGCUAUAGAGCUUUACCUCUUUCUACUUUAGGCCUACACACUGUAGCAACUGAUCACUAUUUUGUUUUAGAUUGUAUUAUAUCCUUUAUUAUUAUAAUGCAAAUGGAAACAACCUUUUGCCUUAAAAUAUUGUUCUGCAAUGAAAUGUAAUUGUUGUUUGUUGAUUAUAAGAGCUGAUAUUACUUACAGAUUGACUGAGCAGUUUUUGUACACAUUCAUAUGUUUUUUAAAAACAAGCUUUACUUUUAUAUUAUGAAAUAUUUUAAUGGAUCUUUUUUUUACUUUUUGUAUUAAGCAUUAUACCUGCAAUAAAAUGUACUUGACAGAAAACCUGGUGACCCCAGUAUAGGUCCGUUGUUCCCAACUGCUUUAGCUUGUGACAUAAUAAUAAUAAAGUAAAUAAUAAAGUCA